Molecule: messenger RNA, 4889 nt
Organism: Pygocentrus nattereri (red-bellied piranha)
Lineage: Eukaryota; Metazoa; Chordata; Actinopteri; Characiformes; Serrasalmidae
Product: ephrin type-B receptor 3-like
Exons: 16
Coding region: 574-3606 (1010 amino acids)
Biological process (GO): protein phosphorylation; axon guidance; cell surface receptor protein tyrosine kinase signaling pathway
Cellular component (GO): plasma membrane; neuron projection
Molecular function (GO): transmembrane-ephrin receptor activity; protein binding; ATP binding
Source: RefSeq, a predicted model, not a curated record
CAAAAGCCUCACUCGCUCACUCGGCGCGCGCGAAGAGCAGCGGCAGGAUCAGGAUCAGGGAGCGGAGCGGAAUACAGGCGCGAGGACGGGGGAAUACGGGCGCGAGCGGAGGCAGGCUGAGAGAGAGAGAGAGAGAGGGAGAGAGAGGGAGAGAGUGAGAGAGGCUGCUUUCCUCAGCGGACUGUAUGCGCGUUGUGCGGCGAUGCCGGUGGCCGGAGAGUCGCAGGCGCAGCGCUAAAGACGCGCUUUGCGCAACUGGACGGGAAACAGAGACGCGCGGAGACGCAGCGGAGCCCAGGGUCCAGGAGGGACCACCAGGGGCCGUGUGAGCUUUUAGGAGACCUCCAGGAUUUGUCUUUGCGCUGAAAGCUUGGAUUUUACCCCAAAACUUCCUCCCCGAAUUCUCCUCAUCACCUCCCCUCACUUCUCCUUCGUCUUCUCGUGGAUGGUGGGGCUGAGCCGUGGGGAGCCCGUGGAGCUGCAGAGCCUUUAGGACCCCCUCCCCUACACAGCCACCCACCCUAACGCGCACAUACAGCUCCUCCACCUUCAUGCCCUCCUCUGCACCCCAGUAUGGAUUACUUUCUGCUCCUCUGCAGCCUCCUGCUGCCCCUCAGCUCCGCUGUGGAAGAAACGUUGAUGGACACCAAAUGGGCCACCACAGAGCUGGCGUGGACUUCACAUCCUGAAACUGGGUGGGAAGAAGUGAGCGGCUACGAUGACGCCAUGAACCCGAUCCGGACGUACCAGGUGUGCAACGUCCGCGAGCUGAACCAGAACAACUGGCUCCGCAGCGACUUCAUCCCGCGCAAGGACGUGCUGCGCGUGUACGUGGAGAUGAAGUUCACUGUACGCGACUGCAACAGCAUUCCCAACAUUCCCGGAUCUUGCAAGGAGACCUUCAACCUCUUUUACUACGAGUCGGACUCGGACUCAGCCACGGCCACCAGCCCGUUCUGGAUGGAGAACCCAUAUGUCAAAGUGGACACAAUUGCUCCGGACGAGAGCUUCUCCAUGCUGGAAUCAGGCCGGGUCAACACCAAAAUCCGCAGCUUCGGCCCGCUGUCCAAGGCUGGGUUUUACCUGGCGUUCCAGGAUUUGGGAGCGUGCAUGUCACUCAUUUCCGUCCGGGUUUUUUACAAGAAGUGCUCCACCACCAUCGCCAACUUCGCCGUCUUCCCAGAGACGGCCACAGGAGCUGAGGCCACCUCGCUGGUCAUCGCUCCCGGCAACUGCGUGCCGAACGCCGUGGAAGUGUCCGUGCCACUGAAGCUGUACUGUAACGGGGACGGAGAGUGGAUGGUUCCGGUCGGCUCCUGCACCUGCAUGGCUGGCUUCGAGCCCGCCAUUAAGGAAACGCAGUGUCAAGCCUGCAGUCCGGGGACCUUUAAGUCGAAGCAGGGUGAUGGGUUCUGCUCCCCCUGUCCCCCCAACUCCCGCACCAGCUCCGCAGCGUCCAGCAUCUGCUCCUGCAGGACCGGCUACUACAGAGCGGACACGGACCCGCCCGACACCGCCUGUACCACGGUUCCCUCGGCUCCCCGCAGCGUGAUCUCCAACGUGAACGAGACGUCUCUGGUGCUGGAGUGGAGCGAGCCGAAGGACCUGGGUGGCCGAGACGACCUGCUGUACAACGUGAUCUGUAAGAAGUGCAUUCCGGAGCGCGGGAGCUGCACGCGCUGUGACGAUAACGUGGACAUCUCUCCUCGUCACCUGGGGCUGACGGUGCGGCGCGUGGAGGUCAGGAACCUGCAGGCUCACACGCAGUACAGCUUCGAGAUCCAGGCCGUUAACGGGGUCUCCAACAAGAGCCCGUACUCGCCGCAGUUCACCGCCGUCAACAUCACCACCAACCAGGCCGCUCCGUCUGCAGUUCCCACCGUCCACCUGAUGGGGGCGUCAGCGAGCACCAUGAGUUUGUCCUGGCUGCCUCCGGAGAAACCAAACGGCAUCAUCCUGGAUUACGAGAUUAAGUACCACGAGAAGGAUCAGGGUGAAGCGAUAUCCCACACCAUGACGGCUCAGCGUAGCUCAGCGCGGAUCGAGGGUCUGAAGCCCGGCACUCCGUACGUGGUCCAGGUCCGCGCUCGCACCGUGGCGGGGUAUGGCCGCUACAGCAGCCCGGCGGACUUCAGCACCAACCACCAGACUGACCCUGAGAAGUCUUGGCAGGAGCAGCUGCCCUUCAUUGUUGGCACUGCCACAGCUAGCCUGGUCUUCAUCAUCGCUGUGGUGGUCAUCGCCAUUGUCUGCCUAAGGAAGCAGAGGAACGGCUCUGAGUCAGAAUACACAGAGAAACUGCAGCAAUACAAAUCCCCUAUAGUCACUCCGGGAACCAAAGUCUACAUCGACCCCUUCACCUACGAGGACCCGAACGAGGCUGUGCGAGAAUUCGCCAAAGAGAUCGACAUCUCCUGCGUGAAGAUCGAGGAGGUCAUUGGCGCAGGUAACCAACAGCACACGGUCCUGAGCGGCAGGGGGAAGCCAGCUAGACUCAGCCAGGCCAUUCCCUUAGAGGACUUCACUCCAUGCGGAGAGUUUGGAGAAGUGUGUCGCGGUCGUCUGAAGCUGCCCGGCCGCAGAGAAAUCAUUGUGGCCAUUAAAACGCUGAAGGUGGGCUACACCGAGCGACAGAGGCGGGACUUCCUGAGUGAAGCAAGCAUCAUGGGACAGUUUGACCAUCCAAACAUCAUCCGCCUGGAGGGCGUGGUCACCAAGAGCCGGCCAGUCAUGAUCGUCACGGAGUUCAUGGAGAAUGGAGCGCUGGAUUCCUUCCUCCGGCUGAACGACGGGCAGUUCACGGUGAUCCAGCUGGUGGGCAUGCUGAGGGGCAUCGCGGCGGGUAUGAAGUAUCUCUCGGAUAUGAACUACGUCCACCGCGACCUCGCCGCCCGCAACAUCUUGGUCAACAGCAACCUGGUGUGCAAAGUGUCCGACUUCGGCCUGUCCAGAUUCCUGGAGGAUGAUCCGUCGGACCCCACGUACACCAGCUCACUGGGGGGUAAAAUCCCAAUCCGCUGGACGGCUCCGGAGGCCAUCGCCUACAGGAAGUUCACCUCCGCCUCCGACGUGUGGAGCUACGGCAUCGUCAUGUGGGAGGUGAUGUCAUACGGAGAGCGGCCGUACUGGGACAUGAGCAACCAGGACGUGAUAAACGCGGUGGAGCAGGAUUACCGGCUGCCGCCCCCGAUGGACUGUCCCACUGCGCUCCACCAGCUCAUGCUGGACUGCUGGGUCAAAGAGAGGAACCUCAGGCCCAAAUUCUCUCAGAUCGUCAACACGCUGGACAAACUCAUCCGCAACGCUGCCAGCCUAAAGGUGGUGACCAACACACAGUCCGGGGCCUCGCAGCCCCUGUUGGACCGCAGCGUGCCCGACUACACCACCUUCACCACUGUGGGCGACUGGCUGGACGCCAUUAAGAUGAGCCGCUACCGAGACAGCUUCCUGAACGCCGGCUUCGCCUCCUUCGACCUGGUGGCCCAGAUGACAGCAGAGGACCUGCUGCGGAUAGGCGUGACGCUGGCCGGACACCAGAAGAAGAUUCUUGGCAGCAUUCAGGACAUGAGACUGCAGAUGAACCAAACGCUGCCCGUCCAGGUUUGAGGCAGGAAGGGGGCGGGACUGUGCCGGAGAGAGCCAAUGGGAAACCCCAGCUGCCUGCCCAUCUCGGCCAGCCUGACUCAUAGAACUGACUAAAAUCUAUCUACAACUGGCUUGCAGUGCCUCGGACGACUUCGUUUUCUGGUUUUCUUUUCCAUUUUUUCCUGGUUUUCCUCUUCGGACUGCAUUUUUUCCACCUGGCGAGACAUUUACUACGAUUAUUUUGUACAUUUUUUAAACAAAAAGUGAAAAGGAGACCCUCAUACCCCAUGCGUGCCUCGCCGGGCUGCGGCGUGAGGUGUAUUUCUGCAUGUGUGUGCAUUUUUUUUGUUUUCUUUUUUCCCUCCCGAGCCGUGUCGCUUCCUGCCAUGAUGCCCUUGUCGCUUCCCGUGACGGAUCCUGCAGAUCGUCAUCGUCCUCCGAACUCUGAACGGACUGGAAAGCGACGGCACGGAUAAGGAGGAGGACGAAGACGAGUCCGUCCAGCGCUACGAACUGUUUUAUUUUGUGUAUGAGUGCGUAUGAGUGCGAAUAUUCUCCAUCUUCAUAUUGAAGGUGUUUUAAUUAAAGGGCACAUGCCUGAGAAGGACUGGCUGGAGAGUCACAGGCCAGGUCAAAGGUCACGGAAAGGUCACGGCCUCGCUCGGACCGGUGGGAGUAAUCGCGCCCGGCGGAUCGGAGGCGCGCUUAUGGGAAAAAGCGCAUCACUGCUCUUUAAUUUUGCUCUUCAGUUCACCACCUGUGUUGAAAUAUGGCCGGUCAUCACUGAUUGGACGAUGCCGAGGUCAGCCCUCGCUCUGUAACGGACAGGCCUUCUCUAUAGAGUUUGUGUAUGUGAUUUUGAGCGUGUGAAUUAGUGAUCGAGUGUAAGAAUUAUGCACAUGAAUACUGUACAAUACCGCUUUAGCUGCACUCCACCAGCGAGGGGGAGCCGAAACGCAUGAACCGGGGAGCAGAUAUAUUUCAAUCAGCUGUAAUAAUCUGUGGACAGUUAUUAACUUUUUUAAGGAAUCACUUUUUUAAGAGAAGAAAAUGGGAAGUUAUAUAAAUCUGAUGCAUAUGUAUUAUAAGUAUGUAUGCAUAUACUUGAGAAAAUGUUAUAUAUGCAUAUAUAUGUAUAGAUAUGUGCAUCAUUCAGAGACAGAGUGAGCUAGAAAAAAAUUCCUUGUUUUGCGUGCAUUUCCACUUUUUUUCCCAGGUUUAAUCUGUACAACCUCACUAUUUAUUUCCUCCUGCAUCGGACACGAGGACGAAAGACCUGAGGACUGACGAAAACAGAUCAAUAA